Molecule: messenger RNA, 645 nt
Organism: Lecanosticta acicola
Lineage: Eukaryota; Fungi; Ascomycota; Dothideomycetes; Mycosphaerellales; Mycosphaerellaceae
Source: the annotation of a GenBank genome assembly
AUGACCGAUUACCUCGGGCAAUACUCCCUAGCGCUUGACGUCCGAGAUGCACGCGAAAAAGCCCACAAGCAAUACAUCGAUGCUUGUACGCCCGCCCGCCCACCACGGACUCCCAACUUGCGCUGAUUCAAAUAUCUAGACACAAGACUAGCCGACCGAUCAUCAGCAUCCGCCUCUCUCCAUCCCGCACCACCUUCUACCACAACACCCAAACAACCCACCACCACCUCCACCACCUCCCCAACACCAGACCUCCUCACCACCCUCCGCGCCGACCUAGUCAAUACCCAGAAAUCCCGCUCCGCCCUGCAGACAAACCUCACAACGCUCACCCAAGACCUGCAAACCCUCCAGGCAGCCCACACGACAACAACCGCGCAACUCCAGACCCUCACGCGACAAAAGACCGACAUCGAGCGAAGGCUCCGCGAUCGGGAAGAGGAACUGCGGCAGAAGAGGAAAUUCGUGGAGAAUGCGCAGGAUGAGAUGGUGGCGUUGCAGUUGCAGUUGAAUCUCUCCGAGGAGAAGCGUGAACGGGCGGAGAGGGAGAAUGGGGAGUUGGUGGAGAGGUGGAUGAGACGGAUGGGGGAGGAGGCGGAGAGUAUGAAUAGGGAGAGUAGGUGGGGGGAAGGGGAGGGAUCGUGA